Haliotis rufescens (red abalone) is the source of this 11863-nucleotide messenger RNA. Its product is annotated as beta-adrenergic receptor kinase 2-like. The record is from RefSeq and is a predicted model, not a curated record. Gene Ontology annotation, biological process: regulation of signal transduction; G protein-coupled receptor signaling pathway; protein phosphorylation. The transcript has 19 exons. Bases 438 to 2558 code for a protein of 706 amino acids. NCBI's taxonomy places the organism in Eukaryota, Metazoa, Mollusca, Gastropoda, Lepetellida, Haliotidae. Gene Ontology annotation, molecular function: ATP binding; G protein-coupled receptor kinase activity; G protein-coupled receptor binding.
CGAACGCUCUCGCUUAUCAUGUCGCCAUUCCCCGUAUACUAGGUACUGCUGCAUAUUCUUUAAUAUAGGGCAAAUAUCAUAUGCGCUCAAAAAUCAAUCGACAGGAGAUCUCUGAAGCGUAGGCAUUGCGACUGUCCGCGGCCCGAUUACAUGCCUUUGCCGAUUUCCCAUGUUGCACUGCUCGCGACCUUUCUAAUUAAUAUUUACAUAUGUCGAUUCUCCUGAACAGUGCAGCUCAGACGAUACUGCUAGCCCGCUCUGGAACUCUACUCUAGACCCGGACGAGGUGUGUGUUGUGCCCCACCGGACGACAUAUCGUCCUUGAUGAUGUUUUGGGGCUAGAUUCCGUUAGACAGGGUGAAAUAUCUGUCGUCAGUGAUACUAAACAGUCGGAUUUUUCUGUCCAGUCGCUUCGUUGGCCUAGCGAGCUCAUCAAAAUGGCGGAUUUGGAAGCAGUUCUGGCCGAUGUUAGCUAUCUUAUGGCGAUGGAGAAGAGCAAGUCGACUCCUGCAGCCAGAGCAAGCAAGAAGAUUGUUCUUCCAGAGCCAAGCGUUCGGAGCGUCAUGCACAAGCAUCUCACCAAAAUGAAUGAAGUCACAUUUGACAAAAUAUUCAACCAAAAAUUAGGAUUCUUGCUAUUCAAGGAUUUCUGCAACAAUAUGUGUGAAGACCCAGUUCCCCAGCUCAAGUUUUACGAGGAGAUAAAAAGGUUUGAAAAAUUAGAAACAGAUGAAGAAAGAAUCAAAACCGGCAAGGAGAUCUAUGACCAGUUUAUUAUGAAGGAGCUCUUAUCACAGUCACAUACAUAUUCCAAGGAAGCUGUUGAACAUGUUCAGGAAAUGCUCACACAAGCCCAAAAAACAAGGACAUUAGCGUCAAAUAUUUUUGAGCCAUACAUAGAUGAAAUAUGUAAUUCAUUACGGGGUCAUAUAUUUCAAAAUUUUUUAGAGAGUGAAAAAUACACAAGGUUUUGCCAGUGGAAAAAUUUAGAAUUAAAUAUUAAUUUAACAAUGAAUGACUUCAGUGUACAUAGGAUUAUCGGCAGAGGGGGAUUUGGCGAGGUUUACGGGUGCAGAAAAGCAGAUACAGGCAAAAUGUAUGCAAUGAAAUGCCUGGACAAGAAGAGAAUUAAAAUGAAGGGAGGAGAGACAUUAGCUCUGAAUGAAAGGAUAAUGUUGUCAUUAGUCAGUACAGGGGAUGGAAGUCCCUUCAUUGUGUGUAUGACAUAUGCAUUUCAAACACCGGAGAAGUUGUGUUUCAUCCUGGACUUGAUGAAUGGUGGGGACUUGCACUACCAUCUGUCCCAACACGGCGUCUUCACGGAGAAGGAAGUACGCUUCUACGCCACAGAGGUCAUCCUUGGGCUGGAACACAUGCACAGUCGCUUUGUGGUGUAUCGAGAUCUCAAGCCCGCAAACAUACUCCUAGAUGAAAAUGGACAUGUACGAAUCUCAGAUCUCGGGUUGGCGUGUGAUUUCUCCAAGAAAAAGCCACAUGCCAGUGUUGGUACACACGGGUACAUGGCUCCUGAGGUGUUGCACAAGGGAACUGCCUAUGAUUCCAGUGCUGACUGGUUCUCCUUCGGCUGCAUGCUCUACAAGUUACUCAAAGGACACAGCCCCUUCAGACAACACAAGACCAAAGACAAGCAUGAGAUUGACCGUAUGACAAUGACCAUGAAUGUGGAACUCCCUGACUCCAUGUCGCCGGAGAUGAAGAGUGUGCUCGAGGGCUUGCUGAAGCGAGAUGUCGAAGAGAGACUUGGAUGUCGAGGACGUGGGGCCCAAGAGGUGAAGGAACACCCCUUCUUCAAGGGUAUUGACUGGACCCAGGUGUAUCUGCAGAAGUACCCACCACCCCUCAUACCACCGAAAGGGGAGGUCAACGCUGCCGACGCAUUCGACAUUGGAUCCUUUGAUGAAGAGGACACCAAGGGCAUCAAGCUGACCGAGGCUGACCAGGGCCUGUACCAGAAUUUCCCGCUGGUCGUGUCCGAGCGCUGGCAACAGGAGGUGGCGGAAACGGUCUUCGACGCCAUUAACGGGGACACAGACAAGAUCGAGCAGAAGAGGAAACAGAAACCCAAGAUUGAUGACAUUGAUGCCGGCCCGACAGACUGUAUCGUGGAGGGUGAGGUUCUCAAGUUGGGAGGGCCGUUCCUGCAGACUUGGCAGAAGAAGCACCUGAAGCUCUACCCCAACAGACUCGAGUUCUACCACAAAAAUCGUGACAGCCAGGUUGUCCGUAGCAAAGGGGUAGAGCUUGUGUCCAUGUUUGACAUCAAGGAGGUGUACCCCGACUUUCAGAAACUGAACAAAACGGAGAACUGUAUUGUGAUGCAGUUGAAGAAUGACCAGAAGAUCAUUAUUACCUCACCAGACCGUGUGCUGAUAACCCAGUGGAAGGAUGAGAUCAUCACUGCAUACAAGACGUCUGCUCAAAUCAUGGCCACGAUGAACAAGAAGGCAAGCAAGCUGUAUGGCUCUGAUCUCGUGAACAGCCCAAGUAAUGAGAACUUACGCGCGCCACUUGAACAUCGGAAUAGCAACGGAAGCUAGAGGGAGGUGGCCCACCCAGUUUCGCUAUCAUACUGAUUUUAGUAGCAGUUUUUACAUCCUGGUACUUCAGUGACAUGUAGAUGAGGCAUUAUGGGAUAUAUUUCAUCAUGUGACUUGAGAUAUUUCAUUAUACAUUGUAGACCAUCAGGCAUAAUGUCAUCAAAUGGACAGUCAGUUCUUGAAUGUGUGGAACAUUCUUUCGGCAGGAGUUUGCUUGGAGAGAGAGACUGUUUUUCUUUGUCUCAUCAACCAGUAGGAGAUGUGUUCAUAUCUUGCAGACAAGCGAUAUGGACAUGUUAUUCCCUGCUGCAUGAAAUCCCAGGAUAAAUGGGAGGUCAAGGUUGCGUGGAUGACCUUUGACCUUCUAAAGCAUCUGUGGUAAUGACCAUGACAAAAAGUGUCAAGGUCAUUCGAAAUAGUUGGAGUAUCCAGAAAAUGAGAUUGGAAGUCUAUGUGGAUAUAUAAACGAGCAGACAUCUCGUGUUCUGGAUGACAACAGGCACCUGUUAUCGGAUACAGCUCCAGAGGAAUGAAUACCACAACAGUGUUACAUAAAUCUCCCUCACCAAGAAACACAGAUGGAUGGACACCAAGACAAAUCUGAUUAUUUCCAAUCAUGUCAUAAUCUCUGUAGUAAUCAUCACUUAGGAUUGUUCACGUGUAAGUCAUCCUGUCCCUGCUGACAAAGUUACAUGUGUACUAUGUCAAAGGGUGAGGUCAAGGUCAUAUGUGUCUAGGUUAAGAUCCGAUGCAGUGCAUAUGUAGGAAUAAUCAUACAUAUGAAUAUCAAAUGUUGAGGCAAAUAGUAACCCUCUGUAACCUUUCUGUCGAUGUACGUAUGGAAAUAUGUACAAGGUCAAUCUGUAGGAGAAUGGGAUACCCACUGUAUACACCUAUACCAAACUAAGCUCUUCAUUCGGAAGGGUUCCUCUUCAUUUGUUAUGCGUAUGUAUCACGUGUCAUGGCAGAUGUUGAUAGGGAGACUCCCUUCCUGUCAUGUGCCGUGCGUUGCCCUCGAUUCCCAAUCCAUCAUAAGUAAGCCUACAUGGGAUGCAUUCUAAGUCUUUCACAACUUCCCAACUUGUAGCGUACGUACGUUAUCCGUCUUGUGACCGUCUUUUGAGCUGUGUUCUUAAUGUUUAUGCCAGUGACGACGUCAUGGCUAGUCAUCUUGAUAUGUGUUCAAUGGUUCACAAUAGGAUUACGUUUCAUAUUUUACCAUGGUAAUUCUAGUGUUAUACGAUGUUUAGGAUUUCUUCAGAGUAUUACAGCUUAUUGUUGUAUGUUGUUCUGGAUGGGGCUGGACCCACUUUACUCUAUGACAAUUUCACUGUGUCCUCGUCGUGCACAACAUGGUUGGUACACCUGAGUUAGCUCCCCUUAUUCUAGUGUAAAGUCUGCCUGCUUGGUGCUGUUUUAAAAUGCAACUUGUUUUUUUUUUCAUUUACAAAAAAAAGGAUCAUUCAUUUUAGAACAUGUUGAUUUUUAGAAAAUGUGUCACUUACAUUAUCAUAUUACUUUUUAAAAAAUUAUCAUGCUCUUUUACCUUGAGUCAUAUUUCACUGAUACUUUUCAAUUGUUGUGCUUUGUACAUAACAAUGUCUGACUGUGGAUGAUAAUGGGUUUUUUAUAUAUCUUCUGAACAUGUAGCCUGAUACUAAGAUUUCAUCUCUCAUAUUUCGGUUGAUGGUUAAGACUCAGUUGUAUGUGUUUCAGCAGCCUCCAGGUACACUUACAGUUACAGGACAAUAUGUCAUCACUUUGUAGUAAUCUUCUCAGUCACCCAACAUGUCACCACUGUCAGUAGAAACAUCUGGGAGCAUGCCAUGGAUUUACAAUUUAUGGUUCCUUAAGAGGUUAAGAAGCAAAGGUUGAGACCAGUGUGCAGGUGCUUUGUAUUGAGUACAUGUACUGUGUACCAAUGCUUGCUUGUGUUGAUCUGCAAGACAGAUUUGAUGCUGAUAACCUUACACUGACAUAUGCAUAUAGUACUUGACUAUGAUUAUGCAGCAGGUGCUUGUUGGGAAUUGUUUCUGCAGAUGUUGGCAGGUCAUUGUUUGAGAUUCUUUCAGAUUUGAAAAACUUCAGAGCACUCCAAGUGGCAACUGACUACAUCUGACGAGUUACCCUAGAUAUUGCCAUCUGUAUGGUUUGUGCUUCAAGUUGCUUCAGUCACAAGCAAACAAGAACAUGUUGCUUGGUGAAGCAAUGGUGUUCAGAAACAAUUAGACUUGCAUGAACCUGUGUCCACACAAUCCUGAUAGAUCGGCCGUAUGUAUCUGAGCAUCUACAAGCAUAUCAAGCAUUUACCAAAUCUCCUUCCUCCUCCAGAUUUACACAGAGGUAGUUUUCUUCAGUCAAUCAUUCUUAAGGUGUCAAUCUGCAAAAACCAAAGAAUAGGACAUUGAUGGAUUGGGUUUGUUGUGCCCAUGGGAAGACAACCAAGUCUGCUGGCAGACCUCCGAUCCCGUCUAUACAAGGGAUCAUCUCUUUUGGGGAUGUGUACAUGCUUCAUCGGUGAAUUACCCCCCUAUUUUGCUCACAUACAUGUAGUAGAAGAAGGUAUUAACAGAAUGAGUGGUCAAUCAUUGUACACUAAUUAUAUUCAGAAUCAAGCUGGCUUGUUAUCUACUCACUCAAUAUUCAGUGGAUUCAUGGCAAUAUCACAACUUGUGGCUGUCCAUACAGCAUGGGAAAGUUGUAGAAGAUAUAGAUUUCGACAACCUGAUGAGGUCGGCAGCCAAAAAAAGACAUGUAUUUUUCUCACAGCCAAACCAGAAAAACUGCAUGUUCAACAUCUUAUACAUGUAUUCAGAGAGGGAGAUGGGAGCCUGUUUUUGGGUUGUUUAUUUUGACAGGAUAUAUUUCAUUCACUGCUUUAAAACACCAACUUCUUUUUGGGUUCAAUAGGACGGGCAACCAAUUAAAAUUUUGUUCAUAUCACCUACCAUGUCCUGUGACAAAUCUUAUUUUGGGGUUUAAAGCUGGAGGCAACUAUUUUUUCCACUUUCUUUCUUAAACGAUUUUCAGGGGUUUUUUCAAAACAGGUGAAUCCCUGGCAAAAAGACUUCAGAGAGUCACAUGUUUUUGAUUGGCCACAAAGAUGACUCUACCUAGUGUUAUUCCUUAAAUGUACUUCAUAAAAAUUGCAAUAUGUAAGCGCAAUAUUUGUUUGUACAGAGGUAAUACAUUGGCAACUUCACUUUUGCCUGGAAACUAUCAUCUCACAAUGUCAGCACCUCAUCUCUCCAAGUACAAGCACCUGUUCUCUGGUCUUGACCAGUGUUAGCCUCUAUAUCUCUUCCUUAUAUUCGUGUACAUGGCAAGUUACUUGCUGGGCACUUGGUGACUAGAGUAGAUUGCAUCUUAUUGUAAUCAUACUUCAAAGUUUGAAUUUGUUGGCCAGAUUCAGAAUAAGAACAAUUCAACAUAGUGUUUUAAAAUUGUACUUUUUCCCCCUUCCCUCUAGAAAAUGGUUGUAAGUCAUAAAUAUUAUGUCUGGCUGUUAAGACUAGAAGUGAAACCCGGGAAACGCCUGGGUUGGUUGUCUUAGUAAGUCUGCAGAAUAUUGCCAAGCAUCCAAUAUCAGUUGUUCAAUUCUUCAGCACAUUUUGUAUUUCACGGUUAUUAAUAUUCUUGAUUUGAUUGGCCUUGAGUGCUUAUAAAGUACCAAUAUUUACCUAUUCAUUGUAAAGACAUGCCACUUUUUGGUUGAUUAACACCAAAUUUUUAACUAGUUUUGAAGAAAGCAUCUUUGCAGGAAUACACUUAUUUAACUCCAGCUUUUUCUCUGUGGCUAUGUUGUGGUUAAUGGAUGAACAGUAUAAAAAAGGACAUCAAUCAGGUCCCAUCUUCUGUUGUCGUAACUGGAGGUCACUGGCAGAUCUUAUCAAUAGACUGAUGUCAAGAUCAAUAAUUGACCAUUGAUCGCUGUUGGACAUCAGGUCAAUCAGUGAUCUUAACAGAUUGACUGUCAAGGUCAAUGAUUGACCUCAAGAGGAGAGUGGCCCAAAUGUAAGUGACCAAAGGACUUGUUUGGAUGCCCAGCAUGGAGACGGCUACCAUGCUCGUGAAGUCAUAAUACAGUAUUUGAACUCAGUCCUGCCGCCCCCAUACUUUUACUCCAUAUUACUCUGUUAUACAUACCAUUGGCAGGGAUCAUCUCAAAACAGCACAUGCUCUUUUAAUGUGUAUAGUUUCAUCAGGUAUGAACAAACUUUAGUGUGGAAAUCGAGGGAAGCAUUUAAGGUGUUGCUUUCUUUAUGAAUAAGUUCCUGGUGUUAGGAUUCCCUUGGGCAAACCUUGAGGUUUUGAGAUGACCCCUAUGUAUUUGUUUGUUUAUUUUUAAUAGAAUAUUAUAUAUUUAGUGCUUGAAUGUGAGGUCUUUGUGCCCUAAUUUUUUAACUUGUCAACUCCUUUCUCAUAUGCCUCUGUUUAGAAAUUCAUGUGACACUGAAUUGUUUGGGAAAUAGUUUCACAAAUAUUUCUCUGGAUUUUUCAUUUUGAUGUCGAGGUGUUCCUUGUAAGAACCAGGAAUAUAUUGCUACUACAGCUAGAGAAAGACAAGAUAAUAUGUGGAUUUUAAGUCCCUGUUUUGACUGACAGGAGUGACUUUUUGUAUGGUCAAGGUCUUUCAAACCCUUUGAUGUCAAUGUUGAGAAUCCAGACGACACUGUUGAAAUAUUGAUGACCAUACACAAGCAAUGAAAAUCUAUUCCUCAUGAUUGUAAAGCGCAACAAUGAUGUGCACCACAUAUUCUAGCACUGGAUAAUCGCGGUUUGGACCAGUUGAUGGCUUCUCAACAAAAGCAUAUAAUUGUGAAGUUGAAGGGCAGAUGUUUUAUUGUUGCCAUGACAACCAAACUAUCACACCAAAAGCAUGUUUCACUAGUCAAUCUUGUCCUGUGCUCUUUCAUAUUGAAUGGAAGCUACAGGCAUUCAGCCUUUCAGUUGUUCCCUGAAGUAUUCCAUGCUCUUCAGAGUCCUCUAAACAUCACUGAAACUGUUUUUGUGUAUUUGAUAAUAUGGUGAUAGUGUUCUUAAAUAUGCAAUUGCAUAAUAUUAUUGUUGAAAUCCAUUUGAUUUUUAAGAAAUGUUUCCCAUUCUUGUUAUGUUACAGUUUUACAAACUAAGUAUGUGGUAUACUUUUCAGGUAAGUGUUUGUGUGUAGUGCAUCUGUGGCUAUGUGUCUGGUCAGACAUAUCAUCACAUCCCAGUCAGUUGGUCUCUGUUUAAUCACCAGCCUGUUUCCGAGGCCUCUCCUGCCGUGGGCGUGUAAAUUGCUCAAUUAGGUUAUAAUCAUCAUAUUCUUUUAUCAUCAGGGGCAACACAGUGAGGUGGCAACAUCUGCAAAGUUAUUCAAUUAAAAAAAAAAAGGAUUUUUUUUCAAUAACAGCACAUGAUUUUGUAGUGCAUUUUAUCAUAAAAAAAAUUGCCAAUCUCUCAUUUCUGAGGGUAUAGAGAGAUUUAGACUUGUCAAAUUUGUUUGAAUACCUGCCAUGGUUGUCAAAUGUGACAUAUUUUUAUCUGUAGUCGCAUUCAUUACAAUGUAUCUCUGAAGCAAGUAAAAAUGACACUGACAUUUGGCAUUGUAUCUUUUAGAAUGUCUUGGAAAUUUCUUAGGUUUUUUUACUCUCUUGUUCGUAGGAAAAAACCAUCUGUUCCAUAUAUGUUCAUUUUUGUUUGCUCAUCAAGAUGUAAAAUAUUUGAUUUCAGCUGUCAAGGCAUGUGCACGUUGAUAUAGAAACAUAUCCCCUCAAUAUUUAUUUGGAGUAACAAGUCGAGUUGCUAUUCAUUUGAAUAUUAAUGAUUUUUAUUUCAAUAGUUCACAUUUCUGUGUAGAAUAUUAUUGACUAUAAAUCCAGAUGUAAGGAUCUUGUUGCUAAGCAACCAGAAUCGUUUGGGAAGGUGAUAUCAUGCUUCUAGUCAUUAUGAUAUCAUAUCUUUAGCAACCAGACUAUGGCAAGAUGAUGCUUCUCCCAGCAACGAGCCGUAUUAAUGAACAUUGUAUGGUUAGUUUUGUACAGAGAGAGCUGAGAUAAUUAAGUGAAUGAUUAAUAUAUGCUUCAUAUCCAAUGUGAGGUUGUCUCUGUUGGCAGUGUUUAUAUCUGUAUUGUGAUAACAUUUCGCUCAGCAUAGAAAUGACCUCAGUAAAUGUCACUGCAUCCUUCUUUGUAGCAUAGAAGACAAUAGUUCCAUGAUUUAAUCACAAGGAUAUUAAACACAGUGGUUUGAUGCAUCAGAAAGUUGUGUUGAGUUUGAAGUUUCAAACGUACCCAGUGACAAAUGUAUUAAAAAAUAUCCAAUCUUAUUAAAAUCAGAUCUUUGUUCCUGGUACUGCAAAACAAAGAUCUGAGGACAUCCCAUUAUGGGUCGCGUCAGAACGACCUCUCAUCCGACCAAUCACAUUUGUUGCUUUUCAGAUCAGAAUGUGUUUUCUAAUCAUGCAAACCUCAAAAAAGUUGACAUGUGGUAUUGCGAACGACAGGUCGUACGAUUGAUUCCAUCAAAAUCAUCAUCUACCUGUCGCUUCAAUAAAACGAGAGACCUUCCAUAUACAGUGGGAAGACCUGCCACACAAGCUCAGGCAUUUAUGAAACAUUCCAGAAUUUUCUUUUGUUCACUUUUCAAAUUUGGAAUCAAGAACUGUCAAAAUAUUUUUCAAAGCAUAGUCUGGAAUGGAAGUCACCAGUUUGAAACUAGUGUUGUAAAACUUGAGAAGGCUGCUUGCUGACUGGACAAUGUUGGUCAAAGUUCGCAAAAAGCUUGUUCUGAUGUGACCUGUAAUAGAAUGGUAUGUCCUCAGAUCUUGGUUUACCGGUUGUGAGAACUAAGAUCUGAUUUUUAUGAGAUUGAAAAAUAUGAAAAUAUCAGCAACAAACAGUAUUGGUUGGGUUACAUUUAGGAUCUUCCUCUAUUGCCCAGAAAUGAUUAGAUUUUCUACUUUUGAAUAUUUUCAUAUGUUUCCACUCCCCAGUUAUUAUAGGCUUUUCUGGAAAAGACUUGAGUGGAUGUGUGAACAAACUUUACGAGUUGCAAUGAGAAUACAAUCCCUCGGCAUGGAUAUACAUGAGAAGUCUGCAUUUUCCAGAGAGUAAGCUGUUCUGUUUCCUUAUUUAAACCUGUAUGAAGGAAAAUGAGUAAGCAUCUUUUGAGAUAUGAAUUGUAAGCGAAUUAAAAUGCCUUGUAUUGUUACGGCGUGUUCUUUCAUGCAAAUUGAAGUAACUUUAAUCAGAGAUGUCGAGUGAGUGAGUAUGGUUUUACACCGUUUUCAGUAAUAUUCCUUCGUAAUAGUCAUGGCCGGAACUCAUACAUUAUACCAUGUGUAGACUCAUAACAAGUUUCUUGGUGAGACGAGCCUGACCUCCCAAGAAGACAAUUUGGCUAUUAAUACCUGUAUGAUUUGAAGAUAUUCCAGCGUACCUAUUUAUCAUGUUGUCAGUCGGAGGUUUAAAGUUUGUUCACUCAACCAAAAGGGCCAUCCAAAUGACAUAUUUGUUUCAGAUGAAUCUCUUCUUUUGUGAACGGUUAACUUUGCACAUGAAAAACCAAUUCCCUCCAGACGUCUAUUUGUUGUGAUACUUAGCGGAGGUGUCCAUCUCAUUAGUUUCAGGCUAGAUAUUUGGGUUGGAAUACAAGACUUCUAGAAAUAUAGUCCCACAAGUGUUUAGUAAUAGUCUCAGCUCAAAAGAUGUUUGAGAUGGCCAUAUCUGAAAUUUGUUAUGUCCAGUGUCACUCCUCCUCCUAUGCCCUGUGUAUUGCCUAUAUAGAAGAUUGCCUUAAUAUGUAGUUUUCCUAUUUUAUUUCACUGAGCUUAUUUAACAGAGGUUCUAUUUAUCAAAUUUUGUGCUGUUCCUUGAUUUAAUGUCAGAAAUAUUUAAAUCAAGAUCAGUACAUAAGAAGUUCAAAGCUGUACACAUUUAUCAAUAUUUAUUUUGUAAACAUACUGUAAAUUUGAUUUGAUGAAAUGAUUCAUAACUGACAUAACUAAACAAAUAAUUUGACACAGUUUUGAAAUGGAUCAAGUAUUUUCUAUCACUUAAAAGAAACUAAUUUAAAAUUGUCUCAAUUUUUAUCAUGGUUCAAGUAUUGUUGUCACUUAAAAGAAACUUUAAUUUAACUUGAUCUUAUUUAAUAUCAGGUGCUACUCUACAAACUUACGAAAGUCGAUUAGACUGUCUAUUUAUAAACCAGAAUUGCUCUCCUGAUGUUCAAGAAUGUACAUUUGUGAUUGUGCAAUAUGCUUCAGUUUAUUAUCACACGUUACAAUAUGUAGGCUGGAAACUAAUUUAUCUUUGCCAUAUCUGAUUAAUUUCAAUAUUUUAGAUGUUGUAAAUCAUAUGAGUAUUUAUUGUUGCGAUGAAACUCUGCUAAAGUCAUCUAUUUUGUACUCACAAGGUUUUUUUUAAAAAGAACUUGCCAAAACUAAAGUUUAAUUAUCUAUGAAAUAUUUUUGCAAUUGGGAGUGCAAGAAGACUGUAAACCAACAGGUAAGACAUGAUGAUCUUGAUGAAAGAAUGCUGGCUCCUCUAUUGGCAAUGUAAUUGAACUGUUCAUCUCUAAAAUGUGCUGGUCGUGUUGCUGAAUAGAAAAGAUCAUACAUUGACCGUGAAAAAAAAAAAUUCAUCAUUUUCUUUCUUUGACGUAGAUUUGUAGAAUUUAAGGUUAAGCUUUUAUAACAAAUUUUAUUUUAGCAACUCUAUGUCUACCUAUUCUAGGAGCAAUGUCUAGAAAUACAAGAGUCAUUUUCAUUAUGUAUUUAUGAUUGUAUACAUCCGGGCUGCUGGCCAUUGUAGCCAGACUUUGUACUAUAUUCUUCUAUUUAAUGCUUAUGUCCGAUGUGUGAUAUUGUUUAUAUGCUCUGAGUGGACUUACUUAGCCAUUUUACAAAACCUGUCAUGACGCAGACCAUUUUUAACUGUAUAUGUGUGGAAAAUUAAGACAUGCCAAUAUUUGUAAUUAUUUGUACAUGAAAAGCUAGGCCACUGUAUGUAUAUAAAGCAAAGAAAAUCUCUGUGUUAUUACGAAGAAUCUCAUUCUUUGAUAAAUUAUUAUGAUUUGAUGCCCAGUCAUUUCAGGAUCAGGUCACUCAGGGGAGACAACUGUGUAAUAAGUUCUCCCAGGUGCCGUCUUAGUAUUGGAGUUACGUCCCUUGAGGCAUGCUCACUACUGUUGGUGCCUGAAAUGGCUGCGCAAACCCUUGCUUCAGUUUGUGUGAAUUUCACCUUUUACAUAUUGUGAUGGCAUUUUGCAGGUGGCUCUCCACACACAACUGAAGGUCGUAAUAAACGAAAAUUUCUGACAUC